AUGUCUACUUCCAUCCCCUUUCCAAGUUCCCUGGUCCCUUGUACUGCGCCAUUAGUGACCCAGCAGAUUCCCCAUUGCUUGUGGUUUCUAGGAGGACGCCAACCAUACAAAAUUCUUGAACUUCAUAAUCGUUACGGCCCGGUGGUGCGAACAGCCCCAAAUGACCUGUCUUUUAAUACGGCCCAAUCAUGGAAAGACAUAUACGGUUCCAGACAGGGCCACCAGGCUUUCGUCAAAAGCGCCUUCUACGACGGGGGAAGUUUUGCCAGCCGGGGCGUCGGUUCCAUUGUCAGCGAACGCAAUGUCGACGCCCACGCGCAGAUGCGCCGCUAUCUGUCGCAUGCGUUUUCCGAUCGGUCGCUCGCGGAGCAAGAAGACAUUAUUGCGCGAACCAUGGAUAUAUGGGUCGAAAGCUUGCUCAAAAAGGGGUCGCGCAAAGAGGGGAUUGAGAUGGGAAAGAGUUUCAGGAUUAUGACGUUCGACAUUAUUGGCGAACUGGCGUUUGGGGAGAACUUCAAAGAUGUUGAACAUCCCUGGAUCGCCACCCAUCUCGGAGCUCUGAAUCAAGGAGCCCUGGCCGACACCUUGAAGCGCUUCCCGACACUCGCCUGGCUUGCUCAGGGGCUGCUGCAGAAGAAAAUCUGGGAACUCACCGAGGACACAAAGAAAAAUGAGAAUUUUGCCAUUGAUAUGAUCAACAGACGAAUCCACCGCGAUGAGCUUUCGCGCAAAGACUUCAUGACGCACAUUCUACAGAGGCGGGGUUCUGCCCAGGUGUCGGACCUACAGCUAGCAGCGCACGCUUCUGACUUUGCCCUGGCUGGAAGCGAGACCACGGGCACUGCCUUGUCAGCCAUCAUGUACUACUUGCUGCGAACUCCCCAGGUCAUGCUCAAGCUUCAAAAGGAGAUCCGAGGCAGUUUCAAGACAUAUAGUGAGAUAUGUUUCAGGUCAACGAUUGGCUUGCCAUAUCUGGACGCUGUUAUUCUCGAGGGGCUCAGAAUGUACCCCCCAGUACCGCUUGGUCUGCCCCGUGUGGUGCCGGAUGGAGGCGACACGGUCGACGGACAUUUUCUGCCAGCUGGGUCAGUGUAUCCUGUAGUUGAGGGGAAAAGCACUAAGCAUAAUAAUAUCAGGUCGUUGUUUACACACAUCCAGUUGCGGCAAGCUUGA
This is a messenger RNA of Podospora anserina S mat+, 1173 nucleotides long. RefSeq lists its product as uncharacterized. Lineage: Eukaryota; Fungi; Ascomycota; Sordariomycetes; Sordariales; Podosporaceae. The coding region runs from base 1 to 1173 and encodes 390 amino acids. The record is from RefSeq and is a predicted model, not a curated record. The transcript has 5 exons. Gene Ontology annotation, molecular function: iron ion binding; heme binding; monooxygenase activity.